Molecule: messenger RNA, 2072 nt
Organism: Dissoconium aciculare CBS 342.82
Lineage: Eukaryota; Fungi; Ascomycota; Dothideomycetes; Mycosphaerellales; Dissoconiaceae
Exons: 2
Coding region: 105-1937 (610 amino acids)
Source: RefSeq, a predicted model, not a curated record
AUUCCCUAAUCUCCCUACUCUCGCUCUGCUGCUCAUACUAAUGAUCUUGGACGUUGACUCGGCUUGAUUUGUGACCAGGACCACGCGAGUCUCUUGCCAUCGACAUGCGUUUCGCUUUCUUUGCUCAGACCAUCGUCAGCGGUCUAAUUUUCGCCGCCAAUGCCGCCUCUCUUCAAAACCGAGUAGCCGCAUGUGGGCCACUACCCGCGGGUGCAGGACCAAAAUCUGAUCCCGAUACCGUUGCAGCCUUCCUUGCGUUGCCGGCGAUCUCUAAUGCUGCUAAUGGAGCAUCAACUCCGCAGGGUUAUAUCAAGCAAUACUCUAAUGUUCAGGGCUCUAGCGUUGUAACGAAAGAAUAUCUCGGCGUCGCCUAUCUACAAUCGUACAACGUCGACACCUGUGCCGCCAAAUGUAACGCUCUUCAACGUUGUAAUUCGUUCAACAUCUACUUCGAACGCUACCCUUCCCUUGAGCCUGGCUCGGGCAACUCGGGAUGCGCAAAUCCUCCCAGCACGACUAACAUUAAAUGCGUCUUUUUCACCGGAUCAAUCACGGCCGCAAUGGCUACUAACAGGGGGCAAUUCCGCAACAAGUUUCAGGUCGUUAUUGCAGGCUCCAAUGGUUAUACAAACCCGGUCUAUCUGGUUAAUCAGGCUCGUAAUGAGAUCGGAGUGCCGAGCAACGCGGCUCAGCCCUACUGCUCUUCUAUCCUUGGCUAUAAUAACCCUACCCUCACCACUACUAUUGUAACCACUUCAACGCCGCUCAGCGUUCAGGCUACGACAGGCACCCAGACGGUUAUCACUACAGCCACUCACAUAGAUGCUACUACGACAACCAUCACCGAGGUGGUCGUCGCUACGAUUACAUCGGCUGUACCAACGACUGAAAUCAAAACCGACGCUGUCCUCACCACCAUCACGUCUACCACUUCCGCGAGCACGACCCUCCUCUUGACAACUACCGUCUCAACAACGACACUGAGCAUUCCCACUACAACAGUGGUGACAUCCACGGUAACUGCGGCGCCUGGUACCUUCAGCAAGCGCGACAUCAGUCUGCCAUCCGUCCUGAGCAAAUACCCUGCGGCAGUCAUUUCCUCGGCAUGCUCCCUCGCCGUUUCACCUGCGACUAAGACCAGCAUAGUGACCAGCGUCAGUAUCUCGACGAUCAGCAGCACCGUCUUUGCGACGCAGGUCACAUUCACCACGACGGCCACCACCGCCACCGUCACUAGCUAUACUACCAUUGGAGUCACGGACACUACUUCUACUACGACGACGGCCUUUACAAGCCCCACCUUCACGGUGACAACCACCAAAAUCAACACUAACGUCGUCCCCGAGUCUACCACCAUCACCUUGACGAGCAUCGUAGAUGAUGUUGCAACCUCAACCACAGUACCUAUAGUCACCUCCACUGCUAUCACCACUAAGACCGCCGUGUCCCCCUGUGCGGCAACCAACUACCUUUUCCAGAUCGUUACCAAUUCCAACCUCAAUGGGCAGUGGGUUACAGCCGAAGACCCGGAACCACCCACCGUCAAUACUAUGGGAUGGACUGGUAUCCGGGGCCUUUUCGGCAUCACCAACGCGCGCCAAUUCACGGUAAACAACAACGACGAACAAGUCACCUCCCUCGCCGCUACUGGCGAGACCUAUUUUUGGGUCACUUCGAUUCUCAACACAAACCUCCAAUUCGGGCCUUACAGGGGAGGCGCUGCCUUCUUCUCUCCAGUCUCCUGCUCCGUGGAGUCCAGCACGGAUGGGGCGGUCACUACAGUCGGCGCAACGGGCGUCCUGAUGUGCCACUCGAGUACUGGAGCUGCGUUGGCGAUUGGCGCCUGUCCCGGUUCCUUUCUCUCAGUGAGUCCGACUGUCAGUAGUACUUGUGAAGCUGUCACGCUUGCGGCGAUUCCCUUGGGUCCAGCUUGCUAGAUGGGUGGGUUGCCAAACGAAUGAGAUUUCCAUCUCGUUGUUCGCUUUUGUCCUAUCUUUCUUUGAUCGGGGUGGCAUCUAUCAUUUUCGGUAUAGAUACCUAUUGAUUUCCACGCCAUGCUGCCUUGUUCAGUA